Candida tropicalis MYA-3404 is the source of this 1842-nucleotide messenger RNA. It is a transcript of the gene SDH12, whose product is annotated as Sdh12p. Gene Ontology annotation, molecular function: electron transfer activity; succinate dehydrogenase (quinone) activity; flavin adenine dinucleotide binding. The transcript has a single exon. The record is from RefSeq and is a predicted model, not a curated record. Lineage: Eukaryota; Fungi; Ascomycota; Pichiomycetes; Serinales; Debaryomycetaceae. Bases 1 to 1842 code for a protein of 613 amino acids. Gene Ontology annotation, biological process: tricarboxylic acid cycle; mitochondrial electron transport, succinate to ubiquinone.
AUGUUGUCAUCUUUUCGUAACCAAAUAAGAAGUUCCGCUUCAAAAAGAUUUUUGUCUUCUUCUAGUGUUAGAUCUCAAGUUAUUGGUUCUAACGUUAAAGGUCAAGACUUUAACGCUGCCAAAUACAUGAGCCAAAAGUACCAUGUUAUCGAUCAUGAAUAUGAUUGUGUUGUUUUGGGUGCUGGUGGUGCAGGUUUAAGAGCUGCAUUCGGUUUAGUUUCUGAAGGUUUUAAAACUGCUUGUAUUUCCAAAUUAUUCCCAACCAGAUCUCAUACUGUUGCUGCUCAAGGUGGUAUUAAUGCUGCUUUAGGUAACAUGCAUCCAGAUGACUGGCAUUGGCAUUUCUACGAUACCGUUAAAGGUUCAGAUUGGUUGGGUGAUCAAGAUGCCAUUCACUAUAUGACCAAAGAAGCCCCUGCUUCUAUUUACGAAUUGGAACAUUAUGGUGUUCCAUUUUCCAGAAAUGAAGAAGGUAGAAUUUAUCAAAGAGCUUUUGGUGGUCAAUCCAAAGAAUUUGGUAAAGGUGGUCAAGCUUACAGAACUUGUGCUGUUGCCGAUAGAACUGGUCACGCCUUGUUGCACUCCUUGUACGGUCAAUCUUUGAGACACGAUUGUCAUUUCUUCAUUGAAUUUUUUGGUUUAGAUUUGAUGAUGAAAGAUGGUACUUGUAUUGGUGUUAUUGCUUACAACCAAGAAGAUGGUACUUUGCAUAGAUUCUUUGCCAACAGAACCGUUAUUGCCACUGGUGGUUAUGGUAGAGCUUACUUCUCAUGUACUUCUGCUCACACCUGUACUGGUGAUGGUUACGCUAUGGUUUCCAGAGCUGGAUUGCCAUUAGAAGAUUUGGAAUUCGUCCAAUUCCACCCAUCUGGUAUCUAUGGUUCAGGUUGUCUUAUCACUGAAGGUGCUAGAGGUGAAGGUGGUUUCUUGAUCAACUCUGAAGGUGAAAGAUUCAUGGAAAGAUAUGCCCCAUCUGCCAAGGAUUUGGCCUCUAGAGAUGUUGUUUCUAGAGCCAUUACUAUGGAAAUCAACGAAGGCAGAGGUGUUGGUCCAGAAAAAGAUCACAUGUACUUGCAAUUGAGUCAUAUUCCUGCUGCUGUCUUGAAGGAAAGAUUGCCAGGUAUUUCUGAAACUGCCCACAUUUUCGCUGGUGUUGAUGUCACCAAAGAACCAAUCCCAAUUUUACCAACUGUUCAUUACAAUAUGGGUGGUAUCCCAACUAACUGGCAAGGUGAAGUUUUGAAGAAGGGUCCAGAUGGUAAAGACGAAGUUGUUCCAGGUUUGUUGGCUUGUGGUGAAUCUGCAUGUGCUUCAGUUCAUGGUGCUAACAGAUUGGGUGCCAACUCUUUGUUAGAUUUGGUUGUUUUCGGUAGAGCUGUCGCUCACACUGUUAAAGGUAACUUGAAGCCAGGUACUCCAAUUCCAGACCAUCCAAAGGAUAUUGGUUACGAAUCUAUUGCUAACUUGGAUAAAUUGAGAAAUGCUAGCGGUUCUAGACCAACUGCUGAUAUCAGAUUGGACAUGCAAAAGACUAUGCAAAAGGGUUGUGCUGUUUUCAGAACUCAAGACACUUUGGAUCAAUGUGUGGAACAUAUUGCUGAAAUUGACAAGAGCUUUGAAGAUGUUAAAACUACUGACCGUUCUAUGAUCUGGAACUCUGAUUUGGUUGAAACUUUGGAAUUGCAAAACUUGUUGACUUGUGCUACUCAAACUGCUGUUUCUGCCGCUGCUAGAAAAGAAUCUAGAGGUGCUCAUUCCCGUGACGAUUUCCCAGACAGAGAUGAUGUCAACUGGAGAAAACACACUUUUGUCUUACCAAGACAAAUUUGGUGCUCCAGUUAA